UCGCAACUUUCGUCGAAUAAGGAGAAGAGACGGAGGAAGACAUUGAGAAGUAUGGUGUGGAUUGUGCCUGUUUUAUGAAUUACUAUUCUGUGCCAGAAUAGUGGACGAGCUUCGGUAGUUUCGAGUUUAUAUAAUUCAGUUAAUUGUUUUAUCCGGAGUAACAAUUAAAACAAAUAUGUUUUGCAAUCGUAUGUCUUCAAUAGUUCGCCUUGCUGCGAAACAGCAGCAAGAGCAACAACGAGGUAUGGCAACACUUCAAGCCAUUUCUAUACGUCUUAAAUCUGUAAAAAAUAUUCAAAAAAUCACACAAUCCAUGAAGAUGGUUUCUGCUGCUAAAUAUAAUCGGGCAGAACGUGAUUUAAAACAGGCUCGUCCACUUGGUGUUGGCACCAAAAUAUUUUAUGAUCAAGCUGAGAUUUCUGCACCAGCUGAAGAACCAAAGAAGCUAGUUGUAGCAAUAACAAGUGAUCGAGGUUUAUGUGGUGCAGUACAUACUGGUGUUUCACGUAAUAUUCGAGAUGCCUUAUUAGCAGAUUCUGCAGAACGAGAAAAUACAAAGAUUAUUUGUGUUGGAGAAAAAUCACGUGCAAUUUUAUCACGUUUAUUUGCUAAAAAUAUAUUAUUUGUUGCAUCUGAAGUAGGACGUAAGCCACCUACUUUUAAUGAUGCAGCAAAAAUUGCUAUAGAAAUCAUGAACAGUGGUUAUACUUUUGGAUCUGGUCGCAUUGUAUAUAAUCAAUUCAAAUCUGUGGUAUCCUAUAGUGUUGAUCAACUGCCUCUGUUUGAUAAAAAUGCAGUAUUAAGUGCUCCUAAGUUAAGUGUUUAUGAUUCACUUGAUGAUGAUGUUAUACAAAAUUAUUUAGAAUUCUCGUUAGCAUCUUUAUUAUUCUAUUCAAUGAAAGAAGGAGCCUGCAGCGAACAAUCCAGUCGUAUGACUGCCAUGGACAAUGCCAGUAAAAAUGCAGGAGAAAUGAUUGAUAAGCUUACUCUUACAUUUAAUCGUACACGACAAGCUGUAAUUACUAGAGAAUUAAUUGAAAUUAUUUCUGGUGCUGCUGCAUUGGAUUAAAUAUUCCAUCUUGACACCAUAAUGUGUUUUAAUAUUAGCACUGAAUAAUAGAAGAUAGAAAACAGACAGAAGGGGUAUCUGAAUAAGUCUAAAAUAUUGUAGAGAAACAAUUUGGACUAAUCAUGAAUACAUACUGUUUUCAACAAAUGAUUGAGAUUUCUGAAUUACUAAAACUGCACUUCUAUUAUUAAGUCCAUAUGAAUAAAUUUAUUAAAUUAUAUGAUAUUAUAUUAUAUGAAAA
Vespula pensylvanica (western yellowjacket) is the source of this 1310-nucleotide messenger RNA. It is a transcript of the gene ATPsyngamma, whose product is annotated as ATP synthase subunit gamma, mitochondrial. The transcript is spliced from 3 exons. The record is from RefSeq and is a predicted model, not a curated record. Gene Ontology annotation, biological process: proton motive force-driven ATP synthesis. Bases 176 to 1069 code for a protein of 297 amino acids. Gene Ontology annotation, molecular function: proton-transporting ATP synthase activity, rotational mechanism. Lineage: Eukaryota; Metazoa; Arthropoda; Insecta; Hymenoptera; Vespidae.